AUGUCCGCUCCGGAGCUUCCGCGCGAGAAGUCGUCGGCGUCCCUCGAGAAGGAGGACAUCGCGAGCGUGGAUGUCAAGGACCUGCCCGAGAGUGAGCGCACAUCUCAGCUGGAGCGCGAGGAGUAUCUCGUGGAGGACUAUGCGCACGAUGUCACGGUCAAGGUUCUGUCUGCCCAAGACGACCCGUCUCUACCCUGGUUCACUUUCCGUUCGGUCUUCCUUGGGAUCGGGUUGAGUGCUUUUGGAGCGGUGCUUGCGCAGAUCUACUACUUCAAACCGCAGACAGUCAGCGUCGCCCGGCUGUUUUUGCUACUUGUAUCGUUUUUCCUAGGAGAGGGUAUGGCGUACACGAUGCCGCGUAAAGGGUGGUUCCGCUAUCUCAACCCCGGGCCGUUCAACAUCAAGGAGCACACGGCCAUUUUGAUCAUGGCGAGUACAGCAUCUGUCUCUGCUACGGCAUCUGAGAUCAUCGCGGUGGACGACUUGUACUACAACAACAAGCUCGAGCCAGCUCUGGCCAUCUUCACCAUCUUAGCAUCUCAGCUUCUGGGCUAUGGCUUCGCGGGAAUCCUUCGCGAUAUCCUGGUUUAUCCAACUGCAUCCUGGUGGCCGUCGAUCGUUGUAUCCGCGAACGUGUUCCAAGCUCUUCACUUCGACCGGGCCGUCACAUCCAAGCGCGUCAAGCUCUUCUGGACAGUCUUCACCGUGAUCGCCGUAUGGGAGAUCGUGCCGGAGUACAUGUUCCCCUUGCUCUCAGGUUUCUCCAUCUUCUGUCUAGCGGAUAACGGCAGACAUGACAUCAUGCGCAACCUCUUUGGAGGAGCAUCCAACAACGAAGGGACAGGUCUACUUGCCCUCUGCUUCGACUUCAACUAUAUUGGUGGCGACAAUUUGUGGACACCCUUAGUCACCCAGUUGAACCAGGAUGCUGGUCUUGCACUCACCUACAUCUUCAUGAUGGCUCUUUACUAUGGCAACGUCUGGAAAGCUAAGAGCUUCCCGUUCAUGAGCCAGGACCUGUUCUUCAUCAACGGCACGCAAUACAACCAGGCUGCGAUCUUGACCGACAAUGCUUUCGAUGCCGAGAAGUACGCAGAGGUCGGGGCUGCUUACUUUUCGGCCACCAAUGCAUGGUUCCUACUCGUGUCUAACCUUGCUCUUGGCUCCUGCCUCGUACAUGUCCUGCUGUGGCAUUGGGACCAGAUCAAGUCCGGCUUUACCCUGCGCUACCUUUGGCAACCGUCAGAGAUUGAGGAUGCUCACUACAAUGAGAUGAAGAAGUACAAGCCCGUUCCGCACUGGUGGUUCCUCGUUGUGCUUCUUGGCUCCUUCGCUGCUGCGCAAGCUACGAACUACAAGGGCCAGAGUGACCUUCCGUGGUGGGCGUUGAUUGUGCUGCUCAUCAUGUCCUUCAUCUUCCUCGUCAUCUACGGUUUCCUAGCCUCCAUCACUGGCUUCCAACUGUCGUGGUUUGGAAGCGGUUUCUUCCAGAUGAUUACCGCGUUCAUGGUUCCUGGAAAGCCUGUGGCAAACAUGUACGGCGCAGUAUAUGGUCAGCAUACCAUGAACCAAGGAAUGACAUUGCUGGCGGACAUGAAGCUCGGUCAAUACGUGAAGCUUCCGCCUCGAGCUACCUUCUACUCUCAAGUAGGAGGCGCGGUCGUUGGUGCCAUCCUCAACUACGUCAUGCUAUUGAACAUCAUAGACAGCAAUCGCCCCGCGCUGCUCUCCGUCGCCGGUACUCGUCUAUGGUCUGGCCAGAACCCGCAAUCCUACAACUCCAAUGCCAUAUCUUGGGGUGCCCUGGGUCCUCAAAUGUUCGGCGCUGACGGACUCUACGUGAUGAUCCCCGUAUCGCUUGCCAUCGGCAUCUUCCUUCCCUUCCCCUUCUGGUUCCUCCACAAGAAGUACCCUAAAGCUGGUUUCAACAACGUGAUUACGCCCAUCAUUACCCAAUACAGCGCAUGGUUGACCGUCGGGAUCAACACCUCUAUCCUGUCAUCGGUCCUGCUGGGUGUUGUCUCCCAAUACUGGGUUCGUCGUCGCUUCCCGCGCUGGUUCACCAAGUACAACUACCUGGUGUCUGGUGCUAUCGACGGAGGUACUCAAGUCAUGGUCUUCAUCCUCUCCUUCGCGGUCUUCGGCGCUGCUGGGACCUCCCAUGAUUUCCCCACUUGGUGGGGCAACCCGUCUCUCGACGAUGGAUUCUCGGCAGACCGCUGUAAGGCGCCAGCGUAA
Molecule: messenger RNA, 2238 nt
Organism: Peniophora sp. CBMAI 1063
Lineage: Eukaryota; Fungi; Basidiomycota; Agaricomycetes; Russulales; Peniophoraceae
Source: the annotation of a GenBank genome assembly